AUGCGCCCUCUAAGCCAGCGCCCACCUUCCACCACAUUGGUUCUCUUCGCGACCGGCGACGUUAUUGCCCAGCAAGCCGUUGAGAAGAAGGGCCUCGAUAAGCAUGAUCCCUCGAGGACAGGACGCAUGUUUGCAUAUGGCGGCUUCAUCUUUGGCCCCGCCGCAACAAAAUGGUAUACUUUCCUCGCCAACCGCGUUUCUCUCGGCACCACCAACCGCACAAUCGCCGCUCGCGUCCUCUGCGACCAAUUCAUCUUCGCCCCCGUCAACAUGACAUGCUUCCUCUCUAGCAUGGCGUACUUCGAAGGCAGCUCAGUGAAAGACAAGCUUAGCAAGGCGUGGGUACCGGGCAUGACAAACAACUUUCUGCUGUGGCCGUGGGUACAGGCAGUCAACUUCAAAUUUGUGCCGCUCGAGCAUAGAGUGCUGGUUGUGAAUUUCGUGGCGCUCGGGUGGAAUUGUUAUUUGAGCUACCUCAACUCCAGCGGUAGCACGGAGAAGGGCACAGUAGAUAGGAUUGAGGAGGCAGAGAGCAAGGCGGCAAAUAAGAUUAAGAAGGAAAUCUGA
Molecule: messenger RNA, 567 nt
Organism: Didymosphaeria variabile
Lineage: Eukaryota; Fungi; Ascomycota; Dothideomycetes; Pleosporales; Didymosphaeriaceae
Gene: SYM1
Product: Protein required for ethanol metabolism
Exons: 3
Coding region: 1-567 (188 amino acids)
Cellular component (GO): mitochondrion; cytoplasm; membrane
Source: RefSeq, a predicted model, not a curated record